Messenger RNA from Aphis gossypii (cotton aphid), 2099 nucleotides. Its product is annotated as cytochrome P450 4C1. The coding region runs from base 322 to 1860 and encodes 512 amino acids. The record is from RefSeq and is a predicted model, not a curated record. Gene Ontology annotation, molecular function: monooxygenase activity; oxidoreductase activity, acting on paired donors, with incorporation or reduction of molecular oxygen; heme binding. NCBI's taxonomy places the organism in Eukaryota, Metazoa, Arthropoda, Insecta, Hemiptera, Aphididae. The transcript has 11 exons.
CAGAGACGUAUAUUGAUAUUUCAGCUUUGGAACAAAAUACCUUUGAUAAUUGUUAAGCUGUUGAAGAAUCGGCAUGUGAUCAUGUGGGAGAAGCCACCUCUAAAUAGCAUACACCUACAUAAUAUAUAACGAGUUAUCAGACGCACAGCUGCGCUCAGUUGUUCGACGGUACACUCGCUGGACUGUCGUAUGAUACGUUAACGGAUAACGAAAACAAUACCUAUCGUCGUAAUUUACAAUAAAUUAAUAACAUUUAAUUAUUGUCUUUUGGCUGCGAGGUAAAAAGAAGAUUUAUUUUGACGGACCGCAGACGUGACGGAAAUGAUCGAACUACAUAACCUUUACGGUGUAGUGUUGAUAUUUUUGGUGGGUUUGAUAUCGUAUGCGAUAUGGUCGCGGCUCCGCAUGCCGUUGGAAUACCGACAGAUCUCGUCUCACGUACCAUCCGCUACGAAAACCUUUUGGAGUGAGAUACAAUUAUCGUGGAAGAUGGCAAUGUUUCAGCCCAAGGAUAUACUGCCAUUUCUUUUGGAGUUGACAAAAAUUUACGGUUCAGUAGUUCAUUUUAACUUUUCAAGUCGAUCAUACGUUUUGAUAAACAAUAAAGAUGAUUUAAAAAUUCUACUGUCCAGUACCCAAUAUAUCAAGAAAGGUCCAGAGUAUGACAUGUUGAGACCUUGGCUGAACGACGGUCUUUUGUUGAGUUCAGGUCAAAAAUGGCAAAACCGGCGGAAGCUCCUUACCAAUACGUUUCACUUCAAAACAUUAGGCAUGUACAAUAUUUCAAUUAACAAACAUUCGCGUAAAUUGGUUGACAAGCUAUUGAAUGCGUCUGAGAAUGGCAAUCAAGAAAUCUCUAUCUUUGACUACAUCACUUUGUGUUCUUUGGAUAUGAUGUGUGAAACAAUAAUGGGUACCGAGAUGAAUGCUCAAGAAGGUAAAUCAGUUGAAUAUGUUCAUUCAAUCAAAUGUGCUUGCAAAUCAGUGAUUGAGCGUGUUUUCAAAGUUUGGCUAUGGAAUGAUUUUAUUUAUAGAAUUAGCAAAAGUGGUCAAAGAUUUUUUGAAUCACUCAAUGUGCUACAUGAGUUUACUGAUAACGUGAUUAAAAAUAAACGAGCUUUAUUGAAUAGAACAAUUAUUGAAAAAGUGCAGUCCGACAGUACAUUUGAAAAACCGCAAAAGAAAUCAUUCUUAGACUUACUUCUUAACGUCUUGAAUGACAACCCGGAUCAGAUGAACGAUAAAGAUAUUCGUGAAGAAGUAGAUACGUUUCUUUUUGAAGGUCACGACACAUCUUCUAUAUCAAUGACAAUGACUUUAGUUUUGCUGGGGAUAUAUCAGGAUAUUCAAGAUCGAGCUAGGGACGAGCUAUUUGACAUUUUUGGAGACUCUGACAGAGAUGCUACGAUGGAAGACUUAAAUUCCAUGCAAUAUUUAGAAGCCAUCAUUAAAGAAUCUCUUCGACUUUAUCCAAGUGUCCCGGGCUUUAGUAGAGUACUAGAAACGCCAUUAUCGAUUAAUAAUUAUACUAUUCCUCCAAAGACAGUAGUAAUAGUAUAUCCCUAUGUUCUACACCGCAAUGAAGACAUAUAUUCAAAUGCUGAAGAAUUUAAGCCUGAAAGGUUUUUGGAAGAGAAAAAUAAGGAAAAAUUUCAUUUUGGAUACAUACCAUUUAGCGCUGGUGCCAGAAAUUGUAUUGGGCAAAAGUAUGCAAUGAAUCAAAUGAAAACUGUUAUAUCAACCAUAUUACGGAACAUGAAAUUGGAAUCAUUGGGGAGCAAAGACGACAUUCAAGUUAUCACGCAUUUAAUCUUGAGAAUAGAAUCAAUUCCAAAGAUGAAGUUUUUUAAACUUAAAUAAAAUUAGAUAAACCAUUAUCUACGUGGAUAAUAAAUUAUAAUUGGUUAUAUAUUAAUUAUUUAAAAUAACAUGUAUACCAUUAAAUUAUAAUUAAUUAUAUAUUAAUUAUUUAAAAUAAUAACAUGUAUACCAUUUUAUUUAUAUUUGAUUGAUUUUAUGAAAAAAGAUAACUGUGAUUCUCCGGAGAUUGUUUUAAAUUUAGAGCGGAAAAAUAAAUAUACCUAUUAAUUAUACAACGA